Linnemannia hyalina is the source of this 2967-nucleotide messenger RNA. The record is from the annotation of a GenBank genome assembly. Lineage: Eukaryota; Fungi; Mortierellomycota; Mortierellomycetes; Mortierellales; Mortierellaceae.
AUGAUGCGCAAAUCCUCAGCCCAUUCCCAGGCCUGGCCAACCAUUACUCGAGCGGAACAGGUUGCAGGUCUACGCCACGACAUCCUCCCCAGAGCAGCGCCCUAUGACGCCCACCGCGACCAGCCUCUCGCCAAACGCAACCUGGACCAGAUCCUUAGCGCCUACCCAGACAUUAUAUCCAGGGAUGACACCAUCCGGUUCCAAUUCUCUGCCUUUAACACCACAUUCCAUCUCUACCUGGAACCAAAUACGGACUUUCUCCAUCCCGAGGCAGACCUUGGUCCCGAUGUUGUCGUAGACGAUAUUAAGGCAUUCAAGGGUAUUGUCAUCCAAGACCAAGACCAUGCUGAUCGCAAGUGGAAACGCGCCGCAACCACCUCGAGGAUCGCCAAAAGAACGGUUGAGCAUAUGCUGCACGAGGACGGGGUCGCUGGUUGGGCUCGCAUGAUGGUAGAACAUGACCCAGCAACCCCUGACGAGGUUGUCCUUCGAGGAGCAUUCAUGGUCAACGGAGACACGUACCAUGUGACUACACGACAACAUUACCAUGUUCAGAAGCGAUCGGAUGAUGCUGUUCCUAGCUACUUUCGACAACUCCCUGACAACAGCAUGGUCAUCUUCCGCGACUCGGACCUCUACAAACCAAGUCGCUUCCUCAAGACCAAGCGCGGACUCCAAGCAGAAGAAACUACCUGUGGAUCCGACACAAUGUUAAACAAAACUUCAGCCUACAUCGAAGCCACGUCAUCACAAGAGUACUACUACCCGCCCGACCGGACAUCGACCAUCCCCAUGGCUAAUUUUGAUGCCAGCUCGUCCUGGACUGACAUUCUUACUGCUCCUAUGUCAAAGCGCGGUGUUGCUAUCAAGGUCGCGGGUCCCAACCCCGUCCCUGCAGGAUGUCCUACCAAUCGAUUGGUCAACUACAUGGGUGUUGCUGCCGACUGUUCAUAUGUCCGAAACUAUGGAGGCACCGCUGGCGCCAGGAAACAGAUCUUUGCAGACUUCAACACGGCCUCAGGAAUCUAUGAGAGCACGUUCAAUGUCGCAUUGGGCGUGAUUGCCCUCAACAUCAAGACCGACAGCUGCCCCACGACACCCGUCUCUGGUGAAGAGUGGAACCAGGAUUGCUCAUCCGCAUACACCAUCGAUCAGAGACUCAGCGACUUCAGCCGUUGGAGAGGCCAGGACGGUCGGGAGAGCGACGGAGCUGGACUGUGGCACCUGAUGACUAAGUGCAACUCGGGUGCCGUUGUCGGUAUUGCAUGGACCAAGGCUCUUUGCCAGAUGAAAUCGCAGUCUCAGGGACAAGGUCAGAGCCUUCAAUACACUGCAGGAACCGGCGUCUCGUCCGUCACCCCCAACGAAUGGAUGGUUGUCAGUCACGAGGUUGGCCACGGCUUUGGUGCUAUUCACGACUGCACAACUGGAACUUGUCCCGCUGCUACUGGUCAGUGCUGCCCACUCUCAUCCUCCGUCUGCGAUGCCGGCGCACAGUUUAUUAUGAAUCCCUCGGAGCAGACACCCACAAAGACCUUCUCACCCUGCAGUAUCAAAGCCAUCUGUGGAACCAUCCAGAGUUCGUCAGGACAGUGUCUCAAACCCCCAGGAACUCGUCAGACUCAAAGCUCAGAGACUAACAUUUGCGGAAACGGUCUCAAGGAGUCAGGCGAGGAUUGUGAUUGUGGAUCGGCUGAGGAUUGUGCCAAGGACCCUUGCUGCGAUGGAACGACCUGCAAGUUCAAGGGUGGCGCCGUCUGCGAUGAUCUGAAUGACGAUUGCUGCCUGAACUGCCAGUUGCGAUCAGCAGGGUUUGUCUGUCGCGCGGCGAUCUCAGAGUGCGAUAUCCAGGAAGUCUGCACCGGCACCAACGCCACCUGCCCAACAGAUGUCCGUGUCGAGAACCUAACCCCAUGCAAUGGAUCCGACAACUCGACUUCAAGCCUUCAGUGUGCAAACGGUGUCUGUACUUCUCGCGACCUUCAAUGUCAACAGCAGGAUCGUCAGGGAAUCACCAAGGCAUGUGGCGCGUCGAACGGUUGCGACUUGAUGUGUAACGAUCCUGGUGGAAACUCGCUGGCCUGCACACAGAUCCCUGGAACUUACUUUUUGGACGGCACAACUUGUGGAUUCGGAGGCACCUGUACCGGUGGGUCGUGCAAGUACAGCAAUGGGAUUCAGGGAGUGCUAGGAUGGGCAAAAGGGCACUUGUCGAUUGUGAUUCCGGUUGGUGUUGUCCUCGGUCUUAUCUUGCUCUGCUGCAUCUGGAGCUGCUUUUCAGGAUGCUGCCGUCGCCGUCGUCAAACAGCAGCUUACCGCAAGCGAUCAGGGAGCCGGCCCGUAACAGGAUCAGGUCGAUCAAGAGUCGGUCCUCCUUACGGCCCCGAUGGCACUGUUCAGGGAGCUCAGCAUGGCGGACAACAAUACCCGAUGGGACCUGUGCCGCCAGCCCCGCCACCAGCCAUCUACCACGAUCCUAAUGCGCUUCGUCGCGAGGACCAGGAGAUGCAAUGGGCACUUGAGGAGAGCCGAAGGGAGCACGAGCGCCAACAGUCUCAGCAUGCUCGUCAUAUGAGCGGAUCAGACCUGUAUGCACCACCAGCAGGAGAUCCUCCAACAUCGUCCUAUUCCCGUAAUGGCGCGUCUGUCGUGGAUACACCGCGUGUGGAAGAUGCAAAUCCAAACCCCUUCCAGACCACGACGGCUCAGUUCCCAUCGUCUCAGCAGCUAGACAGUGCUGCAUUGACUCUGGCGGCUAAGUAUUCAUACAUGCCGACCCCCGUUCUCCCUGCGCAGACUGUCCCUCAAUACUCUCCUUCACAGACAGCACCUACUGGAUACACCCCCCCGUCGACCCUUCCUCGCCAGGACCCUGGCAAUAUCUUUGCAGACCCCCCACUCCCACCACUACCCGCACCAACCUCGGGUCCCUCUGAUUCUUCCUACCGUCCCGCCGGCUUUAUCUAG